AUGGCACAAGAGAAAGAAAUCUUCCUCAUGGACACAUCCAACCUCGAUGAGAGGCAAAAGGAGUACUCCAACCUCUGCCAUGAUGAAGUGUUGGCAAAGAAAAGAAUGAUGGCAUCUACCUUUGCACCACCGAUGAGCGGUUUCGGAGGCUUCAGUGGCAUGGGAGGCAUGGGAGACUUUGGUGGCAUGAGAGGCAUGGGAGGCAUGUGUUGCAUGAGUGGCAUGGGUGGUUUUGGUGGCAUGGGAGGCAUGAGUGCCAUGGCAGCACCUUCGGGAGGCUUUGGAGGCUAUGGCGGCGUGGGUGCACCACCGAUGAUGAGUACCUAUGGAGGCAUGGGAGCACCACCGGGUGGAUUCAUGGCCUCCGUGGUAGCUCCAUCUUGUGGUGAUGCCUAUGGAUAUUCUACGGGUAAUGUCAACUCCGGCCAAGAGCAGGGCGUGGAGGAUUCCAACAGGACCGUCGCGUACACGGACCAGGACGGCCGGAUCAAGCUGUUCAGGGUCACCGCCAGGGAGCUCGCGGCGUCCUCCAUCUGGGAGAACCCUCUGCUGCCGCCCAGAGACACGCAGCCGGCAGCCGGAGCUGUAUUUCGACGCAGGAGGAAAGAGCAGCGGAUUCAAGAGUUGCUUCAUAUGGACAAGGAGGCUGAACUCCAGAUGCGAAACAUGGCCACCAACAGCUCGAGGAACUUCGAUAAUAAAGUGAAAGCCAGCUACAAUAUAUGGAGGCAGGAGUUCCACCACACGAAUACAGACUCCACGCUGAAGCUCAUGAAGGACCAGAUAAUAAUGGCGAAGGUGUACGCCACCAUUGCACGUUCCCAGGACGAGCCUGACUUGUAUGGAUCGCUCAUGAGGUGCAUAAAAGAAAGCAAAGCAGCUAUCGGGGACGCGCAUAUGGACAGUGAGCUGGAUUCGAGUGCUUUAGAGAGGGCGAAAGCAAUGGGGCAUGUGCUGUCUUCGGCUAGAGAUGUUCUGUACAACUCUGACGAGGUAUCGAGAAGAUUGCGUGUUAUGCUGCAGUCCGCGGAACUCAGUAUUGACACAGUGAAGAAGCAGAACACGUUCCUGGUUCAGCAUGCUGCAAAGACGGUUCCCAUGCCUUUGCACUGCCUACACAUGCAAUUGAUAACCGACUACUAUUUCCGUGAUGGUGUGAUCAAGGAGUAUUUCCAUGAUGCUGCUUUGAAGGACGAAGAGGAUAAAGCAAAGCUCGAGGAUCGGUCGCUCUAUCACUACGCCAUAUUUUCUGAUAAUGUCCUUGCUGCCUCAGUAGUUGUCAGAUCAACUGUGACACAUGCCAAGGAACCAGAUAAGCACGUGUUCCACAUCGUCACCGACAAGCUUAAUUUUGCUGCCAUGAAGAUGUGGUUUAUCAGUCAUUCUUCUCGCCCUGCUACUGUCCAUGUGGAGAACAUCGACAAUUUCAAGUGGCUCAAUUCGUCCUAUUGUUCAGUUAUGCGGCAACUUGAGUCAGCUCGUCUCAAGGAAUAUUACUUUAAAGCACAUGAUCCGUCAUCACUCUCCGACGGGAACGAGAAUCUGAAGUACAGGAACCCAAAAUAUUUGUCUAUGCUCAACCAUCUAAGGUUCUACAUGCCAGAGAUACAUCCCAAGCUUGACAAGAUACUGUUUCUGGAUGAUGAUGUUGUUGUGCAGAAGGACUUGACACCCCUCUGGGAUGUUGAUCUCAAAGGGAUGGUAAAUGGUGCAGUUGAGACCUGCAAAGAGAGUUUCCAUCGCUUUGACACUUAUCUCAACUUCUCACACCCUAAGAUCUCUGAGAACUUUGAUCCACGUGCUUGCGGGUGGGCUUUUGGAAUGAACAUGUUUGAUCUGAAGGAGUGGAAGAAGCGAAACAUCACCGGAAUAUACCAUUAUUGGCAAGAUUUGAAUGAGGAUCGCAAGCUGUGGAAGUUGGGCACAUUGCCUCCAGGGCUAAUUACCUUCUACAAUUUGACAUACCCAUUGGAUCGCACUUGGCAUGUCUUGGGCCUUGGCUAUGAUCCAGCCGUUGACAUUGCUGAAAUCGAGAAUGCUGCAGUAGUUCAUUACAACGGGAAUUACAAGCCCUGGCUGGACCUUGCCAUUUCCAAGUACAAGGCCUACUGGUCCAAGUAUGUCGAUGUUGGCAGCCCACACAUUAGACAUUGCUAUGACGGCAAACAAUGACAUAUGUGUCAUUCUGUUUUGGUGCUUUUGGACCAUGAGUUUUUCCUUGGGAGAGAGUUAGGUAGAGCAGUCUAACAUAGUUUCAUCAUCAUAAUCUUGCCAUUCUUGCGCUUAAUAAUCUAGCUUUUAUUCAUGUAUCAAGUUCGUGCAUGGUGAUUAUGAUUCAGAACAUAGUAAAAUUUCUUUUA
Messenger RNA from Lolium rigidum, 2360 nucleotides. Its product is annotated as probable galacturonosyltransferase 3. The transcript has 5 exons. Gene Ontology annotation, molecular function: polygalacturonate 4-alpha-galacturonosyltransferase activity. The record is from RefSeq and is a predicted model, not a curated record. NCBI's taxonomy places the organism in Eukaryota, Viridiplantae, Streptophyta, Magnoliopsida, Poales, Poaceae. Bases 1 to 2172 code for a protein of 723 amino acids.